AAGACUUAUUUCCCAUUUGCCUAUCAAUUCAACGACGUACUGACUUUUAAGAAGGCUGCGUUUCUUCGAGGAACGUUCUCCAAAGCGAUAACCAUCCUCUGUCCUUGACUGGACUCAAUCUUCUGACUAUACCUCUAGCUCUCUCACUCUCAGUUCAUUGGCUUCUUUUGCUUCAGAUUGUUCUCUACCCCUUUUCUUUUCUUUUUUCAAUUCUAAGAUUAGGGCAUCCCAUUCAUUUUUGUCGAUUCAUCCCAUUUUGCUUAUUAUUUCAGAAAGAGGAAUAAAGUAUUGAUUCGAUUCAAUUCAUUUUCCUUAUUGUUUCAGAACGAGGAAUGAAGUAUUGAUUCUCAGAAGAUAUGGCAACUAAAAUACAGCCAAAACGAUCAAAUCCGGUUGGAUAUAGAUUUCAUCCAACUGAUCAAGAACUCGUUGGGCAUUUUUUGAAUCGAAAAAUUCUUAAUCCUGAUGAUGAGAAGAUGCCAAUUGCUGAGCUUAAAGUAUGUGAUUUUGAACCUUGGGAACUUUCUGAUAAAUCGAAGAUAAAAUCAAAUGAUCAAGUUUACUAUUUCUUUUGUCCCCGUGAUUAUAAGUAUACACAUAGCCGGAGGUCCAACAGGACUACCAAGGCUGGGUAUUGGAAACCCACCGGUAAGCCUCGCAAAGUGAAAGAUAUUCGUACAAAGAAGCCUAUUGGCACAAAGAGAACUUUGGUUUUCUAUGAAAAGGAACAUCCGAAAGCUAAAGCGGUCAGGACAAAAUGGAUCAUGCACGAGUAUGAAUACAUUCCACAGGGAAAUUUCCUUCUCUGUAAGUUGAAGGCAAAGUCAAAGGGACAUAUAAGCAAUAGUGAACCAAAACAGUUGGCUUCAGCUUCUGAAAGUGCGAUGGCAGUUAAUUCAUCUUGUGAUGAAUGCGCACCAAGUGACAAUAUGGGUUCCAACGUGGAAGAUCAUAAUCUGGAUGAGAUGACUCCUGUAUCAGCUUAUGACAAAGGUGAACAGAAUUGUCCAGUGGCUCUUGAUUUUGGAAAUCUGAAUCAAAGUGAGGUGACGGCUAAUUCGGCUUGUGAUGAAAGUGAACUAGGCUACCAUUUGGCUUCUGAACGUGAAGAUCAAAAUCCAAAUGAGAUGACUGCUUCGUCAACCAAUGAGGAAUGUAAACUUAGUUGCCAAGUGACUUCUGAUAUUGAAAAUCAUAAUUCAGAUAAGACAAGUGAUAUAUUAGUCUCUGAACAAGAUGAAUGGAGUCCCCAUACAGCAACACCUGAUUGUGGAAAUCAUAAUGCUCAUGAUAAUACUGAUAUGUCAACACUGUCAGUGGCUUCUGGUUUAGAAAUUGAUGCGGCAGAAGCUACAUUUUUAGAGGGUCUGCCAACCUUUUUCGAUGCAAUGAAAGCAUUGCUUGAGCCAAAAGAUGGUCUUAACUCUGCACUUUUCUCACCUGGCAGGGCUGAAGAAAUCACACCAGCUUUAGUACCUUUCUGCUUAGUGGAACAAGUUCUUAAAUAGGACGCAUUCGAUGAGAAUGGUCCUCUGCCCCAUUGGGUACCCUAUAACAAAGUAUUUAAACUGAAAACUCAAUAUAGUUUAUACUGCUCUGCAGGUUUGAUUUCACAUGUUGAUAGAGGAUCUGUACUUUGGUUGGCUUCGUGGUAGAUGUGGUGGGGCACAAUCUAAUCCAGCACAAGUGGUUUCAAUUGGCUUCCAAAAUCUUCUGCUAUUAGCAUUAAGAGAAUAGUUGUCCUAAAUUUCUGAUGAGACUGUUGUCUUAACUGUUGUAAAGACGUUUAACCAGAAGUUUUGUGAAAAUUCUGUGUUGAGUGCAUCCUUCAUAUCCUUGUUUGUUAUUAGCUAGAGUUUGGUCACUGCGGGGAUGCAGCUUCUGUUGGCUUGACUUGAUUUGAUACAUGUGUCUGUUUUAAUGUAGAAUGAAGUUCUGUUUAAGACGUUGAGUUGCCCCUCUUUAAUGUCUUUUCAAGACAUUAGAUGCCAAUAUUGUGAACUUUGGUUGUUAAUGAAACUUUUAUGAUGUUGUUGCUGGGUGAUUUUGAA
Messenger RNA from Hevea brasiliensis (rubber tree), 2051 nucleotides. RefSeq names its product NAC domain-containing protein 71. The coding region runs from base 357 to 1508 and encodes 383 amino acids. Gene Ontology annotation, molecular function: DNA binding. The record is from RefSeq and is a predicted model, not a curated record. The transcript is spliced from 5 exons. Gene Ontology annotation, biological process: regulation of DNA-templated transcription. Lineage: Eukaryota; Viridiplantae; Streptophyta; Magnoliopsida; Malpighiales; Euphorbiaceae.